AUGAGAGUUGCUUGGAUCCUUUUCUUAACGCUGGGAGGUCUAAAGUACAACAGCUUCAAACAGCAACUAGAGCGUCGCUUCCCAGGGAAACUCGAAAUCUCUGGUGAAGGAACGCCUCAGUCAACCGGCUGGUUUGAAGUUCAAGUAAUAGGUGGACCACUCUUACAUUCAAAAAAAAACGGUGACGGAUUCGUGGACAGCAAAAAGUUGGAACGUAUCUGUAACGCCAUCAGGGACCUGUUGUAA
Messenger RNA from Schistosoma bovis, 246 nucleotides. The record is from the annotation of a GenBank genome assembly. Lineage: Eukaryota; Metazoa; Platyhelminthes; Trematoda; Strigeidida; Schistosomatidae.